UACAAUUUAAUGCUUGUCGAAAAGUUAUGAACUCAUAUUCUUUCUCCUCAUCAGAAAAAGCCGAAGCUUACAGCAACUCGCAGGUUGCUACUGAAACAAAAGCUGCUGAAGAAGGCGGCUACCAUGAUUAUUGCUGAGGCGAAAGAGAAGGUCAAGGAGAGGCAAAGCGCCCUGAGCGAGAGGGUACCGCCACUCAAACUCUCAGGCAUGUCGGUUCAGGAGCUGCAGGAGCUGUGUAAAGAUCUACACCGCAAGUGUGAUGCAGUUGACGAGGCUCGCUAUGACCUAGACAUCAAGGUGGUGAAGAAUGACAAGGAGAUCGCUGAAAUGACAAAGAAAAUCGAGGAGAUGAAGGGAACGGGCAUGAACCGAACCAAACUGAAGAGGGUGAAAAAGACCACAGAGGAGAAGCUGUCCUCAGUAGAGACUAAAUCAUCGAAGUCCGACUUCAAGGCCGCCCUGAAGACAGUGAAGAAGGAGGAGGAGAAGAAAGAGGAGGUGACUGACUGGCGUAAGAAUGUGGAGGCCAUGUCAGGCAUGGACGGCAGGAAGAAGAUGUUCGACGCCUCCGGCGGAAAUUAAACAACAACAACAAAAGAGGUAGCAUUUAGGGAGGAGUGAAGCCCGCGUGAUUCUCCAAAGGCAUCAGGGAUGACGAGUCAACAACACUACUCCACGCAUCGCACAAAAAAACGGCUUUGAACAAGUUACAAAGAAUGCCACACAAACACACGCAAUGGCAAAAAGUCUCCACCAGCACAGGUGCAUAGCCUGACUGUUUGGUACGUUUUUGUUGUUUCUGGGCAUUUUUGUACAAAUCUUUAAGAACAAACAUAUAUGACUGACAUCACUCUUUGGCACGGCGAGAAGUUUAAUUGUAGAUACUGUACUGACAUAUUUUAUAUCCCUAGAGCAGUGAUUCUCAAAGUGUGGUCCGGGGACCACUAGUGGUCCGCGACAGAGCUCAGGUGGUCCUCAAAGGGAUUUCUACUUUUCCAAGAUAAGCAAGCUGAAGGCUAUAUUUGUAACAUUAUUACAAAGCCAAACAUGUCUGAAAUCAUAUUUUUACCACAAUAAGGCUUGUAAAUGUGAAUAAAAAGUAAGUGAUCUGCAUCAAAAACGAACAGUGUCGAAUAGUACCCGCCGUCAACUGUCAAUUCAGUUAAUAGGUGGUCCCUGAACAUUUUUGGGGGGACAAAAUGGUCCCCGGUCUGAAAAAGUUUGAGAAUCACUGCCCUAGAGCGUGGAGGGAAGAGCUCCAUUUAUGGGGACUCACUGACAUGAGUUGAAGACAUUCAAAUGCAUUGAGGAGUAUAUGUAUAAUCCCUUAGAUAAUAGUGUGUGGUAACCUCUAGACCUCCCAUUAGAGGCUGGUGGUUGAGUUGGGAGAGUGUGGCUGAUAUGCUGCAGUGUUAUUUCAUAGAAAGCUGUCACUGAUUUGCAAUUACUGUGAAUUACUGUGCCAUUCCGCAAUUAAAUGUGCUACAAUAAGUCAAA
Molecule: messenger RNA, 1497 nt
Organism: Engraulis encrasicolus (European anchovy)
Lineage: Eukaryota; Metazoa; Chordata; Actinopteri; Clupeiformes; Engraulidae
Product: troponin I, slow skeletal muscle-like
Exons: 5
Coding region: 124-582 (152 amino acids)
Biological process (GO): cardiac muscle contraction; skeletal muscle contraction
Cellular component (GO): troponin complex
Source: RefSeq, a predicted model, not a curated record